Melampsora larici-populina 98AG31 is the source of this 2188-nucleotide messenger RNA. RefSeq lists its product as uncharacterized. The coding region runs from base 36 to 2006 and encodes 656 amino acids. NCBI's taxonomy places the organism in Eukaryota, Fungi, Basidiomycota, Pucciniomycetes, Pucciniales, Melampsoraceae. Gene Ontology annotation, molecular function: nucleic acid binding; zinc ion binding. Gene Ontology annotation, cellular component: cytoplasm. The record is from RefSeq and is a predicted model, not a curated record. The transcript has 6 exons.
CUUAUUCUUAAGGAUCACGAAAAGAAGAAGAAGAAAUGGGCGCAAAUGAAUCAAGACCAGGUGCAGAAAAUGGAUCAAGAAAUCAACAAAAUCAAUCAAAACCUGAAAAUUUAAAUCCGAAUCAAACUACAGAAGAUUUAUAUGAAAUCUUACAGAUUCCAGUAGAAGCCACAUCUGAAGAAAUCAAAAAAGCUUUUAGGAAACAAGCUUUAAUUCAUCAUCCAGAUAAAAACCAUGAUAAUGUUGAAGUAGCAACCAAACGAUUUGCAAAGAUUCAACAAGCUUAUGAGGUUUUGAGUGAUGAGGAUGAACGAGCAUUUUACGAUCGACAUAGAGAAGAUCUUCUGAAUGGAGUGAAUGAUGAUUUCGAGAAUUUCGAUCCUACCAACUUCAAAUUCACCAAACCUUCAUCAUCACGUUCAUCAAGUCCUGGUCUCUCAACAAAACAUAUUCUAAAAUUCUUUGAUUCUUCUCUUUGGAAAGGAAACUUUGAUGAUUCUGAAACUUCUUUUUUCUCAAUCUAUCGUUCACUUUUCAAUCAAAUCUCAUCGGAAGAAAUGAUAGCACGUCAAGAUUCUACAAUCGUUUAUCCAUCCUUCGGAAACAGUCAAUCAGCUUAUGAUCAAGACAUUGCCGGUGAACGAGCUUUGAAAUACUUUUAUUCUACCUGGAGUAAUUUCGCUACUCAAAAAACUUUCGAGUGGAUCGAACCUCAUCAUGCUUCAUCACAAGCUGAUCGUCGAUACAAAAGACUAGUAGAGAAAGAAAACCAACGUGUAAGAGAUGCAGCUAGAAGAGAAUACAAUGAGACGAUUCGAAGUUUAGUAGGUUUUGUUAAGAAGCGCGAUCCUCGAUUCGCACGAAGCACAGCAAGUAACCCAGAAAAGUGGCGUGCUCAGGAAAUCCAACGAAUCAAACGCGAAUUACGAGAAGUGGCAGAGAAACGUGCAAAGGAAAGAGAAGAAGAAGCUAAGCAAUUCAGGGAACAAGAAUGGCAGAUGCAACAAGGGGCCUCUACUGAUCUUUCUUCAGAUAAUGACACCCUACAAGAACGUAACAAAAGUGAUGAAGGCUCCGAUGAUGAAGAGGAAGAGGAAGAAGAGGAAGAAAUAGUAAAUGAUUGGUAUUGUGCUGCUUGUGGUAAAGAUUUCAAUAGUCAGGGUGCUUGGGAUAAUCAUGAACGAAGCAAGAAACACAAACAGAACUGUUCACGGUUACGGAAACAACUUUUAGAGGAAGAAACUGAGUUUGUUGCUUCUAAAACUGCUUCGCCUACAUCACAAGCAUCUCCGUCCUUAUCAGAAACUUUGCGUGCAGAGUUGAGUAACAAACUCACACUGGACGACGCCGACAAGUCUCAGCCGAACACCAAAGCACCAAAUGAUACCUCUCCAGUUGCACAAAUCAGCGAGCUAGAAGAAGCGAAACCGAUACCACAAGCGCCUGAUGAACCUUUCUCUCCACUCCCACAGCAUCACGAUCUCCCACUAAUACCACCACUGAGUGAUACACCACAAGAUACCCAGACAGAAAGUGAUCACGCUGAUCCACAAACUAUACCUGAAAUGGCCAUCAGUGACGAAGAAUCAGAGAUGGCGGGCAUAGCGCGACGAAGAGGCAAGAAAGCUAGACGUGCGCUUGCUAGGAAUAUGAUGGUUGAAGACCCUUUGUUAGAAGGGGUAGUAGAUGAUAAAGGUUUCGUUUCAAUCAUUGGUGACGAUCCAAUUUCAACACCUUCAAGUCAAGCAGAUAACUCAGAGGUUAAACCAGAAAUGAGUAAACGCGAAAAACGAAGAGCGAAGGAAGUAGCCAAAAAACAGAAUGCGAUCACUUCUGAAACAGGUCCGAAAUCAGAGAGCUGUAAUCAUUGUCAGAUGAGCUUUGCGUCCAAAACGAAGCUAUUUGAGCAUAUCAAACAGACAGGACACGCUACAGCCUCAAAGAUUAAUAAUCAAUCACCCAAUGUCCGGAACACCAAACUGAAUUCUAAACGUAGAAAAGAGUGAGGUUCUUGAUGUUUUUUUUUGGUUUAUAUAUUGCAUACAUUGACACUUGAAGUUCAUUACAUCGUAUACAUGUUCUUGAUAAGAAAGUGUAGCUAUGAUUUGAAAUUUUGUAUUGUACCAUCAGGAAACGAUUUGAGAAGUGACAAUGUAACAGAUUGAAAAGACUGCAAAUGCUCCUUGAU